This is a messenger RNA of Guillardia theta CCMP2712, 402 nucleotides long. RefSeq lists its product as hypothetical. Bases 1 to 402 code for a protein of 133 amino acids. NCBI's taxonomy places the organism in Eukaryota, Cryptophyceae, Pyrenomonadales, Geminigeraceae. The record is from RefSeq and is a predicted model, not a curated record. The transcript has a single exon.
AUGCAUGGAGGAGGUGAGGGAGGAGGAGGGGCGGUGAGGAGGCUGAGGACGGGGGAUCCGAGAUGUUCAGGGAUCGUGUGUUAUGGAGGGAUAGUAUACCUGACGGGUCAGACGUCGGAUGAAGGGGAGGACAUCCGAUCGCAGACUAGGAGAGUCCUCGAGAAGAUCGACGCGUUGCUGGCAGAGGCCGGCAGCGAUAAGUCGAGGCUUCUGACCGCCAUGAUAUGGCUGAAGGACAUUCAGAGGGACUUCCAUGGGAUGAAUGCCGUGUGGAACGAUUGGGUAGAUGCUGAAAACAAGCCCACGAGGGCGUGUGUAGAGGGGAGGCUGGCGAGGGAGAAGCUGCUGGUGGAGAUUCAAGUUACAGCAGUGUCACCGCAAUCGGCUCGUUCAAGGCUCUGA